UAUUUACUUGUUAUUUAUUACAGUUCUAGUUUUGACCAGGUUAACGUAGACCUGCACUUCCAGCUUUCAUUAAAUUUAAUAAUCUGAAAACAAGAAAUAUAAAAAUGCACAGAGUUCCACAAUUGGUGCGAAAAGUUGCCCAGCCAGCAAGCCAGAUGGUUGCAGUUCGUGGCUACGCAAAGAUUGUCUCUUUUGGUUCACCUGCAAGGGAGGAAAUGUUGGCUGGGGUUGACAAACUUGCGGAUGCUGUAGCAGUUACAAUGGGACCUAAAGGUCGUAAUGUUAUUAUUGAGCAGGCGUGGGGAGGGCCAAAAGUAACCAAAGAUGGAGUUACUGUCGCAAAAGCGAUAGAAUUCAAAGAUAGAUUGAUGAAUAUUGGAGCAAAACUUGUACAAGAUGUUGCAAGUAACACCAACGACGAAGCGGGUGAUGGAACUACGACUGCUACGAUAAUCGCAAGAGCAAUUGCGAAAGAAGGCUCGGAGAAAAUUAACAGAGGUGCGAAUCCAAUCGAUGUUCGACGAGGUAUUCAAAAAGCGGUUGUGAAAGUCACUGAUGCAUUAAAAGAAUUAUCCAGACCUGUGACAACACCUGAAGAAAUUGCGCAAGUAGCAACCAUUUCCGCAAACGGUGAUAAGGAGGUUGGCGAUCUCAUUUCCGAAGCUAUGAAAAAAGUCGGCAGAAAUGGCGUCAUAACGGUAAAAGAUGGAAAAACUUUGAACGAUGAGUUGGAUGUUAUUGAAGGCAUGAAAUUUGAUCGAGGUUAUAUUUCACCUUAUUUCAUCAACACAGCGAAGGGUCAAAAGGUCGAGUACCAGGAUGCUUUCUUGUUGAUAAGCGAGAAGAAAAUAACCUCUAUUCAAAGCAUUGUACCAGCGCUCGAACUUGCAAACGCUCAACGUAAACCUCUCAUUAUAGUUGCAGAAGAUAUUGAAGGUGAAGCUCUUACAACCCUCGUCGUAAAUCGUUUGAAAGUUGGUUUACAAAUUGCUGCUGUAAAAGCCCCAGGCUUUGGAGACAACCGUAAGAAUAUGCUGAAAGAUAUGGCAAUUGCUACUGGAGGAAUCAUUUUCGGUGACGAAGCCAUGGAAUUAAAAUUAGAAGAUGUUCAAGUCCAUGAUUUAGGAAAAGUUGGCGAAGUUGUAAUUACCAAAGAUGAUACUUUGUUUUUACGUGGAGCGGGGAAACAGGACGAUAUCGAACGCAGGAUCGCUCAAAUUCAAGAACAACUUGAAGACACAACAAGCGAUUAUGAGCGUGAAAAAUUGAAUGAACGUCUUGCUAAACUUGCCAGUGGCGUCGCCGUCUUAAAAGUAGGUGGUUCAAGCGAGGUUGAAGUCAAUGAAAAGAAAGAUCGUGUCACAGAUGCUCUCAACGCAACACGAGCAGCUGUCGAAGAAGGUAUUGUUCCUGGAGGUGGAAUCGCUCUUCUCCGCUGUUCGCCUUCACUUGAAAAUAUUGAGGUCGAUAAUAAGGACGAACAAAUUGGGGUCGACAUUGUGAGGAAAAUUCUCAGAAUUCCUACGUCAACUAUCUGCUCCAAUGCUGGAUUGGAAGGUCAACUUAUCGCAGAAAAAUUACUUCAAGCUGAAGGAGAUUAUGGGUACGACGCCCGUGAAGACCGGUAUUGUAACAUGAUGGAAGCUGGCAUCAUUGACCCGACAAAAGUAGUCAAGCAAGCUCUUGUUGACGCAUCAGGAGUAGCGUCGUUAUUGACAACUGCAGAAGUUGUCAUCACAGAAGAGCCGAAAGAUGAAUCAGCUGGGCCACCUAUGGGUGGUAUGGGAGGCGGAAUGGGGGGCAUGGGAGGAAUGGGUGGGAUGAUGUAAAUCUUCCACACUGAAUUAUUAAGAUUCAGAGACCGUCCCUCAACUGAGAUAGUUCAAUUAACUGCCUAUGAACUUGAUUCAAAACACUGCAGACAGAGUUCAACAUUCAGAUUUCAACGCAUUUUAAAAUGAUGGCUACCCAGAGCCAGAUAAAUCAGGCAUUUUUAAUUUAUUUAAUAAAAUUGGACCACUGGACGUCUCAUUCUGCUAUUUUAUAGUCUUGAACAUUCACCCAGGUCCAUAUUCCAUCACAUUGAUCUGAUGCUUCAAGUUUUAAUUUGGUUGUUAGGGCAGGGGGUUUAAAAAUAAAUAAUUACAAUUCUAAAUACAUUUUGAAAUGAUAUAUAACAAAUUGGGUCAUGUUUGACAAAGAAAUUUGCAGAAAUUCUUGAUGGAACUUGAAUUCAGUAAUGCAACCCCUAAUAAACAUUGCUCUGACCGAUUUCAUGUUAUUCGAAAGUGUCGGAAAUUACUUUUUUUUCUGUCUGACCAUCAGCCAAAUACUAAUAAUUCCAGAUAAUUUUAGAAAAUGUGAAAUUUCUAUAUUAUCUUUUUCUUAAUAGGAAAUCACAAAGCGUGUUACAAUUAUCGUCCAUUUUGCAAUUGAUAAUAAACAUACCUGAAAGGGUCGUCAUGAUUUUCAAUUACCUUGCCAAUGUUUGAACUCUGACCUUUGAACUUAAUAAUUCCAUUUUUUAUUGAUUUGCAUUUUUAUUUGUAAUUGUGUCAUUGCUGUCCUGUGAGCCAGUGCAAAAGUAAUUUUGGAAAUUUUGAUGUUAAACUUCAAGAUAGGGAUUAUACCAGGGGUGGGUGUUGUUGCAUAGGCUGCAUUCGGAAAAUAUUUUAGCGAAAGGGUGCUUAUUUUUUUUAAACCAUAUCAUAUAGUUACCAUAUCCUAAUAAGUUAAGAUUUAGUAUGUAAAAUAUCCCUUAUUAAAGAUUUUCAAAGAGGAGUAAGGAAAAAGUAAAAGGAAAAAUAUCAAAUGAUACAAAUUAAUUGCCAAAUCGAAGUUCAUUUUCACAACUUCUCGCGGGCAAGGGGUCGCACAGAAUGCUUUGAUGAGCCGCAGUUUGCCCAUCCCUGGUUUAUAUCCUCCAGCUAGCUACAUGCCCGCUGCUAUCACAGUUCUUAAUUUCAUUUUUCAUAGACUCUCUCGUGCACCAUUGUUGCAAGUCUGUUACACGUUCAACAAUAAUUUCUUGUGAUUGAUUUGAAAAAAUCAUGCCAUUAAAUUACUGCCAGGCUAUGAAGU
This is a messenger RNA of Styela clava, 3081 nucleotides long. Its product is annotated as 60 kDa heat shock protein, mitochondrial-like. Gene Ontology annotation, molecular function: ATP binding; ATP-dependent protein folding chaperone. The record is from RefSeq and is a predicted model, not a curated record. NCBI's taxonomy places the organism in Eukaryota, Metazoa, Chordata, Ascidiacea, Stolidobranchia, Styelidae. Gene Ontology annotation, biological process: protein refolding.